Messenger RNA from Suillus bovinus, 1220 nucleotides. RefSeq names its product Cwf15 Cwc15 cell cycle control protein. Gene Ontology annotation, cellular component: catalytic step 2 spliceosome. Gene Ontology annotation, molecular function: RNA binding. The record is from RefSeq and is a predicted model, not a curated record. Lineage: Eukaryota; Fungi; Basidiomycota; Agaricomycetes; Boletales; Suillaceae. The coding region runs from base 78 to 848 and encodes 256 amino acids. Gene Ontology annotation, biological process: mRNA cis splicing, via spliceosome. The transcript has 5 exons.
GUUUACUCUAGUUCUAGUACCAAGUACGGCAAAUUGAACCGUGACCUAUCGUCUACUCCGUCGACUUUCAAUACUUAAUGUCUACAGCACACAGACCGACAUGGGAUCCUGCCCAGGCUCGCGAUGUGAAAGGUGGCUCCCGCCAGUUCUCUGUCCGAGACAUGGCAGCACACACGAAACUCAAAUUCCGGCAACCUGGUCAAACGUCCGUUGGGGACGUCGCACGGAGAGACUUACGCAUGGAGCUAUUAGCGGCGGAGGAAGAAGCACGAAACAAGAAGCGAAAAGCAGAGGGAAAGCCACCGCUCCCGCUCACAAAUGGGAACGGGACGGAGGCAGCAGGGGAUGAAGCUAACAAGCGGAGGAAGUUAUUGGAAGAGGCUUUGGAACUGGAUAAGGACGAUGAGGAUGACGACGAGAAAGAGGAAGGUGCUAGUUCUAGAGGGCAGGACAAUGGGGAAGAGCAGGACGAGGAAAGCGAGUUUGACAGUGAAGAGUCAGAUGAGGAAGACGAGACCGCUGAAUUGAUGCGUGAGUUGGAGAAGAUAAAAAAAGAGCGGGCAGAAGAGAAGGCCCGUCAAGAGCAUGAACAGAAUGCGAGUGCCGCGAUCGCACGAGAAGCUGAGAUAGCUACCUCGAAUCCUCUCUUAAAUCUUGCCGCAGCAUUAGGACAGUCACCUGGUAUGAAUACAACUGUACCAGGGACAUUCUCUGUAAAACGGAGAUGGGAUGAUGACUUAAUAUUCAAGAACCAGGCCGCAAAUCAGAAAGAUAAAUCUGGUCGAUUUGUUAAUGACCUGCUACGGACAGAAUUCCACAAAAAAUUCAUGGCGAAGUUCAUUAAGUAAUGAAACAAUGUGUUUAGUGGGACGGACUCGGACGGCCAUCACCUAAGAGUCCUAUGUGAUAUACUACUGAGAAGUGAGGUCUGUAAGCCAGCUGAUUGAUAACUAUACAGUGUGACAUAAGGACAUGUACUACUCGUCAAGUGUCGCCCAUGUCAUGUCCGUCCCAUCCACCCAUAUCAUUCUGCAUCAAUCUCUUCGUAAGCCUUGCCAAGGCCCCGUCACUGACGUGGUUUUGGGUCGCUUAAGUCUCACCACAAGUGCAAGCGGUAGGGUACAAAGAUCAAUUUUUAGUGAAGCUGGUAGUGUGACAGUCAUCUUACGUCCGCAGGAGGCACGGCUGGCAGAAAUGAGGCAGCGAAUGCCAAGUCACAG